Physella acuta is the source of this 2091-nucleotide messenger RNA. RefSeq names its product A disintegrin and metalloproteinase with thrombospondin motifs 16. Gene Ontology annotation, molecular function: metalloendopeptidase activity. Lineage: Eukaryota; Metazoa; Mollusca; Gastropoda; Physidae. The record is from RefSeq and is a predicted model, not a curated record. Gene Ontology annotation, biological process: membrane protein ectodomain proteolysis.
UCGCGUCAACCACGCCCACAGCUGUAUUUCUCAUAAGUGAGGCUGAAUUACAUUGUGUGCGAAAAAGAGAAAUAAGUUACAGAAUGUUUAAGUCACUUUUUGAAUCCGUGGUCUUAUUUCAACUAUUUUGUAUUCAAUUCAGUUUAAGCAAUACAGUUGUUAAUGACUUUAAGACCAGUGACGCCAAUAAUCAACUACUACCAGACGACGUCAACUUCACAGUCAGCCUCACGCACACCACAUCCGUCUUUCUCCAACUGAAGCGUGUCCACUACAUUGGUGUAAACACGCCUGUGUACACACUCAGGACUAAUGAUAAGGGAACCUACGCCAAGUCCAGAUUGACGCUAAACUCAAGAAAGAAUAUGGGAUUCUACCAGGACAUUAGCAACCUAGCCUCGUUUCAAAUCGAAAGGAUCAAUAAACCCUCCAAUACUAAUUUGAAAUUUGUAAUUGUGAAAGGUAAUUUUGAACAUGAAGGUAAAUCGUACUCACUCUCCCGAAACACUCAACCCACGGGGACAAAUGCAGCUCUUGUAGCACCAUACAAGCUGGAAUUUAUAAACCCUCAGAUAGAUCUACAAAGUGACGAUGGCUUUCGUCUUCCAGACAUCGAACGCAUCGACUCGACUCCAAAAGACCAGAGUCGUCGCCGGCGUCGUGAAGCCAGUGGUGACUACUACAUCGACAUCACCGCCAUGGUAGACUACAAGCGAUGGAACAUGUUCCUGUCUCAUGUCAAUGGUUCAAGACAGGAUGCUAUAAACAAUGUACUAGAGCAUUACGCUUAUAUUUUCAAUAGGCUUGAUCUUUGUUAUCAGAAUAUAAAGUCCUUACCUUUCAAGCUGAAUAUUCUUCUUGCGCAAAUCAUCAUCUGUGAGACUACCCGGGCUUCAGACUUUACCACAAAGGCCAGUACACCAGGCGGUGACCACGUUGACCAGCUGACAUCGUUCAGUUUGUUUACUUCCUUCAUUAAAAGCAAUAGCUGGAAUCUUCUUGCGCCGUUUGAUCACGUGAUGCUCUUUACUGGGUACUACAUAAAGGACUCAGAUGACGGUGGUAAACUUGCAGGAGCAGCUCUUCUUGGUGCCACAUGCAGAAAUAGCAUCUACAGUUAUUCGAUAAUUACUGACGUUAAUGAAUUCACGAGUGAAACUGUGGCCCAUGAGUUCGCUCACAGCCUGGGGAUCGAGCAUGACGGAGACGACAACACAUGUUCUCCCGUCGACGGUUACCUAGUGGCGCCAAUAGGUGCUAGAACCUUGAGGUUCUCAAACUGUAGCAUCAACUACCUCAACACUUUCAUCAACGCAAUUCUGAGUACUGAGAGUGGAGCAAAAUGUCUAGCAACUAAGCAGUCCAAUGAGCGAUUACCGGGUCUAAUGUAUACGCCGACAGAACAGUGUGUGUUGAAAUACGGGGAUGGUUCUUACGAUUGCAGGCUGAAUAAAGUAGCACACUACUGCGGAAAGAUGUUCUGUUACAAUAUAACAAAAAAUAUAUGCAACAGUGUUACUGCGGCAUUGGAAGGGACGACUUGCGGUAACGGUAAGCUAUGCAGAGACGGAAAAUGUGUAAGGCAUGGGGCAGCCCCUAAUGUGGAUGAUACCUGUGUGUACGGACUAGAAACAGUUGGAGACUUUGAAAGCUCUACGUGUGCUGCUAGGAUUCAAGCCUUCCCCGGGCUGUGCUACCAGAAGAAAUACUCUAACAACUGCUGCACUUCUUGCAAAAAUGUUUUCAAAAAUAUAAAGGGUUGCGAGUAUGGAGAUAGAUACAAGAAAUGUGUGCGUGCACUGUGUCGGUUUCCUUCUGAAAAUUAUCUUACAAUCUGUUGUAAAACAUGCAGCUAAUGGUUCCCAUGUUUCAACCUACAUCAAAUACGAAAACUGCUUGGACAAACAAAUAUACAGUGGAAGAAACAAUCGCACCUCUGUAAAAUUGUACAAACAAAUAACUACAGUUUAAGCUAUUAACACAUCUUCAAGAAGUUUUUUUUUUUUAAAUCUGAAUUUUGGCUCUUAUUCGAACUAUAAAAAAGAUACAUGUUUUGUUCGAUUUCCAACUCAAUACAAUACAAGAAUAAUU